Rubroshorea leprosula is the source of this 2507-nucleotide messenger RNA. Lineage: Eukaryota; Viridiplantae; Streptophyta; Magnoliopsida; Malvales; Dipterocarpaceae. The record is from the annotation of a GenBank genome assembly.
GGUAAGCAGCGUCGUUUUCUCUCUCAGGCGUCUGCAAUGCCGCCGUCUCUCUCAUUUCUCACUGGCUUGUUUCAGUGAUUCAGUGAAUUCUCUCUUUCCGGUGGAAUUUCGGGUCGCCGGGGUCGGAGAGAGCUAGAUAAGGAACGUGCAGAGUUUCUCUGCAGAAGAUGAGAGUAGAUUUUCUGUUGAUUUUCUGUGUUGCAUUGUGCGUGGCUUCGUUUGGUAGAUCAGCUUCUUCUGUCCCCCAAGACCCGUUUCUUGGAAUUUCUCCUGAAGAUGAGAGCUUCUACAAGACGUCAUUGGAUACUAUAAACUGCAAAGAUGGAUCGAAGAAGUUCAACAAAUCCCAGCUCAAUGAUGAUUUCUGUGAUUGUCUUGAUGGCACUGAUGAGCCAGGUACAUCUGCAUGCCCAACUGGAAAAUUUUAUUGUCGGAACAUUGGACACUUCCCCCAAACUUUAUUUUCUUCUAGAGUGAAUGAUGGUAUUUGCGACUGUUGUGAUGGGAGUGAUGAGUAUGAUGGAGAAGUGAAGUGUCUCAAUACCUGCUGGGAGGCUGGAAAAGCAGCUAGGGAUAAGUUGAAGAAAAAGAUUGCUACAUAUCAGGAGGGGGUUACAUUGCGAAAGCAGGGAAUAGAGCAGACAAGAAUGGCUAUGGCAAAAGAUGAGGCAGAGCUAAAAAAACUAAAAAAUGAGGAGAAGAUAUUGAAUGGGCUCAUUCAACAACUUAAAGAGCAUAAAGAACUAAUAGAGAAGGCACAGGAGAAAGAAAGGUUACAGAAAGAGAAGGAAAAAAAACAAGCUGAGGAAGCACUGAGGAAAGAAAGUGAACCCGAGGAAGCCAAGGUUGAAACAGGCGUAGCUGAGCAAAAAGUGGACAGUGGAGUCAAAUCCACAGAAAGUACACUUGAUAACUUAAUUGGCACUGUGGAUAAUGAUCCAUCAGAUGAGGAUCUCAAAUUAGUCAGUGAGGAUAAUGUGGCAGCUAAAGUUGAAAAUCGUGAUACUUCUGAAAUUGAAGGAUCUCCACGAAAUAGACAUGCUCUGGAGAAUAUGGAAGAGUCUGCCUCAGCAGGCCACAAGGAUGAUUCUGCAGUUGUGCCUGAGACUGGUAGUGAUGCUAGAAGUGGAGUAGUGCCUGAUGAUGUCAAGAAAAUGGGCAAUGAUCUGUCUGAAAAUACUGAGGAAUUGUCAGGGGAAGAAUUAGGUCGCCUUGUUGCUUCUCGUUGGACUGGAGAAAAUACUGAAAAACGUGAUGAUGUAAAAGAUAAUUCUCAUGAAUGUCAUGAAGAUACGCUAAAGCAGAUACAUGAUGGGGAAUAUGAUGGCUAUGCUCCAGAUACUGGAGAUGACACUAGUAAAUAUGAUGACACAGGAAAAUAUGAUGAUACUGAAGACGAUACUGAUGAAGAGGACAAUCAUGAUGAUCCUAGCUCUUCAUACAAAUCCGUUGAUGACAUAGACUUGUCAGAUACAUCCAUAACCACUCUGAGUAACCCAACUUGGUUGGGGAAGAUACAACAAACUGUACGAAAUAUUCUGCAGGCUGUUAAUUUGUUCCGAACACCAGUAAACAUAUCAGAUGCUGCUGAUGUACACAAAGAAUAUGAUGAAUCCAGUACCAAGUUAUCUAAAAUACAGUCAAGGAUAUCAACUUUGACAAAAAAGCUAAAGCAAGAUUUUGGGCCAGAGAAAGAGUUCUACUCGUUCUAUGAUCAUUGUUUUGAAAGCAAGCAGAAUAAGUAUGUUUACAAAGUCUGCCCAUAUAAACAAGCUUCCCAGGUGGAGGGGCAUGCCACAACUCGUUUGGGGUACUGGGAGAAAUUUGAGGACUCAUACCGAGUGAUGAUGUUUUCAAAUGGAGAUAGGUGUUGGAAUGGGCCAGAUAGAAGUUUGAAGAUCAAAUUAAGAUGUGGGUUGAAAAAUGAGAUUGCCGAUGUUGACGAACCAAGUCGUUGCGAGUAUGUAGCUCUUUUAUCUACCCCAGCCCUAUGCACGGAAGAUAAACUGAAGGAGCUACAAGAUAAACUAGACAUGAUGAACAAACAGCACCAGAAGCAUGAUGAACUCUGAAGUGUUUUGAAUGCCAGAUGCCUAAAGAUGUCAUUUGACCACAUAUAUAUGUCUUAUCAGUCCUUAAGAAGAAACACCAAUUCAAGCUUAAAGAUGAUGAUAUGCAGAAUGCAGCCUUCUUAGCCAGGUAGUUUGAAGAAAUUCAAGCAAAUUUGAAGUGGUCUCGUGAAAAUUUUCUAUUUUGGAGUAUGCUUUCUGGAUAGAUUGAGGUGCAUUCAUAAUCACCCAGGCUGACCUAAACUGACAUCUAAGCCAAUCUGCCAUGUCCAAUUCCUUAAAAUUUUGCUUAUAAUAAUGAUUGUUAGUAGUCUUAUACUACAUAGACAUCAUAUUGUUUUUCCACAAACAAUGUUCUAUAGAUCCUUUGAUGAAUCUGGGUUUGGUUCUUCAAAACCUAGAAAGUGAGGAGAAUAUUGAUAAAAAAAAAUACCACUG